CCCUUUCCACCUCUCCUUUCCUCACAUUGACGGUAUUCCUUACCUUCUUAAGACCUCUUCUUCUUUCUGUUCCAAGGACUCCAAUUCUACUCUCUUUUAAUCUCUAUUUUUUCCGAUCUCUUUGUGUAAUUCUUCUCUUCAAUUAGAUCUGCGAAAGAGAAGCCAUGGCGAAGGCCGAUGGUCCGGCGAUCGGGAUCGAUCUUGGGACGACCUAUUCAUGCGUCGGCGUAUGGCAGCACGAUAGGGUGGAGAUCAUCGCCAAUGACCAAGGGAACCGCACCACCCCGUCCUACGUCGCGUUCACCGACACCGAGAGGCUCAUCGGCGAUGCGGCCAAGAACCAGGUCGCUAUGAACCCCACUAACACCGUCUUCGAUGCAAAGAGAUUGAUUGGCAGACGAUUCAGUGACCCCUCUGUCCAGAGUGACAUGAAGCUAUGGCCAUUCAAGGUCAUUGCAGGCCCUGGUGACAAGCCCAUGAUUGGGGUCCAGUACAAGGGCGAGGAGAAGCAGUUCUCUGCAGAGGAGAUUUCAUCCAUGGUCCUCAUGAAGAUGAAAGAGAUUGCUGAAGCCUACCUUGGUUCUACUAUUAAGAACGCAGUUGUUACAGUCCCUGCCUACUUCAACGACUCCCAGCGUCAGGCCACCAAAGAUGCUGGUGUCAUUUCUGGCCUCAAUGUUAUGCGAAUUAUCAAUGAGCCAACCGCUGCUGCUAUUGCCUAUGGUCUUGACAAGAAGGCUGGCAGCUCUAGCGAGAAGAAUGUUCUUAUCUUCGACCUUGGUGGUGGCACCUUUGAUGUCUCUCUUCUCACCAUUGAAGAAGGUAUCUUUGAGGUGAAGGCGACUGCUGGUGACACCCACCUUGGUGGUGAGGACUUUGACAACCGGAUGGUCAACCAUUUUGUUCAGGAGUUCAAGAGGAAGCACAAGAAGGACAUUAGUGGCAACCCCCGGGCCCUGAGGAGAUUGAGGACAGCUUGUGAGAGAGCGAAGAGGACACUCUCUUCGACUGCCCAGACCACCAUUGAGAUUGAUUCCCUGUAUGAGGGUAUUGAUUUCUACUCCCCCAUCACCCGUGCCAGAUUUGAGGAGCUCAACAUGGACCUGUUCAGAAAGUGCAUGGAGCCCGUGGAGAAGUGCCUGAGAGAUGCCAAGAUGGACAAGAGCAGUAUCCAUGAUGUCGUCCUUGUCGGUGGAUCGACCAGAAUUCCCAAGGUGCAGCAGCUUCUUCAGGACUUCUUUAAUGGGAAGGAGCUCUGCAAGAGCAUCAACCCUGAUGAGGCUGUUGCCUAUGGCGCUGCUGUCCAAGCUGCCAUCUUGAGCGGUGAGGGCAAUGAGAAGGUCCAGGACUUGCUUUUGCUGGAUGUGACCCCUCUCUCUCUUGGUUUGGAGACUGCAGGAGGGGUGAUGACUGUCUUGAUUCCAAGGAACACUACCAUUCCAACCAAGAAGGAGCAGGUCUUCUCCACCUACUCCGACAACCAGCCCGGUGUCUUGAUUCAGGUAUAUGAGGGUGAGAGAACCAGGACGAGGGACAACAACCUUCUUGGUAAAUUUGAGCUAUCCGGCAUUCCUCCUGCUCCAAGAGGAGUGCCUCAGAUCAAUGUUUGCUUUGAUAUUGAUGCCAAUGGCAUCUUGAAUGUGGCCGCUGAGGAUAAGACCACCGGGCAGAAGAACAAGAUCACGAUCACCAAUGACAAGGGCAGGUUGAGCAAGGAGGAGAUCGAGAAGAUGGUCCAAGAGGCCGAGAAGUACAAGGCUGAGGAUGAGGAGCACAAAAAGAAGGUGGAGGCGAAGAAUGCCUUGGAGAACUAUGCCUACAAUAUGAGAAACACUGUUAGAGAUGAAAAGAUUGCCGCCAAGUUGCCACAGGCUGACAAGAAGAAAAUUGAGGAUGCUAUCGAGCAGGCCAUCAAUUGGCUGGAUGGCAACCAGCUAGCUGAGGCAGACGAGUUUGAAGACAAAAUGAAGGAGCUGGAGAGCAUAUGCAACCCAAUCAUUGCUAAGAUGUACCAGGGUGCGGGUGCAGACAUGGCUGGUGGCAUGGAUGAGGACAUUCCGGCAGCUGGUGGUGGCAGUGGUGCAGGGCCCAAGAUUGAGGAAGUUGAUUAAAAUGCUUUAGUAUAGCAUGUGUGUUUGGUGUUUGUUCACCUCUGUUCUCAGUUUCUCGGUUGUGGUGCUCUAGUGGUCGCAUGGUGUGUUUGGUGUCUUUGCAGUUCACCCAAAUUUUUAGUUUUCGUUUCCAUUUUUCUGGUGGCGCAUUGCAUCUGUGAUGAUUAUCUUAGUUUUUCCGUGAAUAUAAUGGAUUAGUCUUUCCAUGGAUAUAGGGAAGUUGUUCU
Messenger RNA from Elaeis guineensis (African oil palm), 2338 nucleotides. Its product is annotated as heat shock 70 kDa protein 4. Gene Ontology annotation, molecular function: ATP-dependent protein folding chaperone; ATP binding. Lineage: Eukaryota; Viridiplantae; Streptophyta; Magnoliopsida; Arecales; Arecaceae. The record is from RefSeq and is a predicted model, not a curated record.